Messenger RNA from Darwinula stevensoni, 2168 nucleotides. Lineage: Eukaryota; Metazoa; Arthropoda; Ostracoda; Podocopida; Darwinulidae. The record is from the annotation of a GenBank genome assembly.
AUGGCGGCGCACACAGAUCACGUUAGUCUCCGUGAAAGGGUGCCGGCUGAUAUCAAACCGGUGUACCUGAGUUAUCAGUCCCCACUCAGCUCUCGGUAUGCCUCCAGAGAAAUGUGUUUCAAUUUCAGCGAGUUUCGUAAGAUUUCCACGUGGAGGCUGUUGUGGGUUUACCUCGCCAAGGCCGAGCAGCAACUCGGCCUGUCCAUCACCGACGAGCAAAUCCAGGAAAUGGAGGCUGCAGUCUGCAAGAUCGAUUUCAGUCGUGCCGAGGCCGAAGAGAAGGAGAUCCGGCACGACGUGAUGGCCCACAUCCGAGCCAUGGCAGCCGUCUGCCCCAGAGCAGCUCCUAUCAUCCAUCUGGGUGCCACUUCGUGCUAUGUGGGCGACAAUGCAGAUUUGAUCAUCCUGCGAGAUGGAUUCAACAUCCUCCUUCCUAAAGUAGCCAGAUGCAUGCAUCGCCUCAUGAAUUUUGCUGAGAAGUAUAAAGAGAUGCCUACUCUUGGUUUCACACACUUGCAGCCAGCUCAGCCAACAACUGUGGGUAAGAGAGCCUGCCUUUGGCUCUACGAGUUGCUCAUGGACGUGCAGGCUCUCACACAUGCCAGGGACAACCUGUGCUUCAGGGGUGCCAAGGGAACAACUGGAACGCAAGCGAGCUUCCUCCAGCUUUUUGAAGGUGACCACGAGAAGGUGAAAAGGCUGGAUGAGCUGGUGACCGAGAUGGCUGGCUUCGAGAAAUCCUACCCCGUGUGUGGGCAGACUUAUCCUCGAAAAGUAGAUGUGGAAUGCCUCUCUGCCCUGGCCAGCAUGGGAGCAUCGAUGCAUAAGAUCUGUUGCGACAUCCGUCUGCUGGCCAGCCGCAAGGAGUUGGAGGAACCGUUCGAGACCGCUCAAAUUGGGUCGAGUGCAAUGCCUUACAAGCGAAAUCCAAUGCGGAGCGAGCGCUGCUGUGCCAUCGCACGUCACCUCAUGACCUUGCAUUCCGGUGCCUUGCAAACUUCUGCUUGUCAGUGGAUGGAACGGACCUUGGACGACAGCGCCAAUCGGAGGAUUACCAUAGCAGAAGCAUUCUUAUCUGCUGACGCAUGUCUUCAGAUCCUGCAAAACAUCUUUGAAGGGCUGGUGGUCUAUCCAAAUGUGAUCCAGAAACAUCUAUCUGAGGAGCUUCCUUUCAUGGCAACUGAGAGCAUCAUCAUGGCCAUGGUCAAGGCGGGUGGAAAUCGACAGGAGUGUCAUGAGAAGAUCCGUCAACUGUCCCAAGAGGCAGGGAACCGGGUGAAGCAAGAAGGACUGGAGAACAAUCUCAUAUUACAGAUUCAAAGCGACUCAUAUUUUGCACCUGUAUGGGAGCAACUCGAUGAGCUCACGGAUCCAAAGGCAUACAUUGGUCGUGCCAAAGAGCAGGUUGAGGAAUUCCUCGUCGAGCAUGUCAUACCGGCACUCAAGGAAUACACUGAGAAAGGGCUUCUUCAGCACAAAGCAAUACUGAGUCUCUAGUCAGCAGUGUGCAUCUUGUGAUAGUUAAUUCCUGCCUGUCAUAAAGUAUGCAUUUCUUUAUAGUUGAACAUAAUGUGCAAUAUUGAUACAUGUUAUUGGAAGCUUUAUUAUGAAUUCAGAUUAUGCAUGGGUCAAUCUCAGCUGGAUGAUGGCAGUUUCUCAUUUCUUUCUGGUCCUUAUCUGCCUUAAAUCUCAAGUGCUGACUUCAUCUGAGCCCUUGUUGUAUUGAUGUCAGCACAUAGUUCAAGGCAGGAAUUUUCUCAUGGUCAACCAAGCACAAAACAAUGCUAAUGUAUGAAAUGUGCAGUUUUACUGUUUGAAUCUGAUUUAACCAAAGAGAAGGGAGAGACAGUCACUUUGAAAUUAUGUCUUCUUGGCUAUCCUAGUACUUUUUUACUUAGACUCAAUGGAGAGUUUUCAUGCAACAAUCUGUGAAUCUCUGUCAGUUAUGGAUUUGGCUUGUGUGAUCAAGUGAUCAGAGUGAGUGUAUUGGGACUUUUUAUGCAUUUCUGUGGUAUGAUCUGUGAUGAGUAUGCAUAAAAUGAAGUAAAACCAUUGCUGAAAGAUGGAAUUUUGGAAACCCAGCCAUGCACAAAUUGUGGACAGAAGCAACAAGUGCAAGUGCAAAAAUUAUUUCUGAUUUUGCUUCCAUGUGUUAUCCAGUUUGAGGC